Molecule: messenger RNA, 348 nt
Organism: Corapipo altera (White-ruffed manakin)
Lineage: Eukaryota; Metazoa; Chordata; Aves; Passeriformes; Pipridae
Gene: OPLAH
Product: 5-oxoprolinase, ATP-hydrolysing
Exons: 2
Biological process (GO): glutathione metabolic process
Cellular component (GO): cytosol
Molecular function (GO): 5-oxoprolinase (ATP-hydrolyzing) activity
Source: RefSeq, a predicted model, not a curated record
GACCCCAGGGCCUCCCCGACCCCCCCCCUGUGUGGUGCCCCCCCCAGCACCAUCGUGGUGGAGCCAGGGUGCUCGGCCACCCUGACCCCCCUUGGGGACAUCUGCAUCGAGGUGGGCUCGGGGACCCCCCGGCCCCUGGACCCCCAACUCGACCCCGUCCAGCUCUCCAUCUUCUCCCACCGCUUCAUGAGCAUUGCAGAGCAGAUGGGCCGCAUCCUGCAGCGCACGGCCAUCUCCACCAACAUCAAGGAGCGCCUGGACUUCUCCUGCGCCCUCUUCGGGCCGGACGGGGGGCUCGUGUCCAACGCCCCCCACAUCCCCGUGCACCUCGGGGCCAUGCAGGAGGCC